This is a messenger RNA of Paramecium octaurelia, 705 nucleotides long. The record is from the annotation of a GenBank genome assembly. Lineage: Eukaryota; Ciliophora; Oligohymenophorea; Peniculida; Parameciidae.
AAAUUUUUCCUUAAUAUGAUUUUGAGUGAUAAAUUUAUUGAAGAAGUACAAAUUUUGGAUGCAGUCGAUUUGAAUUCAUACGAAAAGAUCAUAAAUUUUGCAAUAAGUUACAUCGUUAAGCAUGACACUCAGACAACAUUGGCAGGUUUAGAUAGAGAUUAAUUAUAUUUAUAGAGGUGCUUGAAAUUGAUGAGAAUGAAGCAGAUAGAUACUUCAGGUUGGCAUUAAAAUUAGUGUCCUAUUUCGGGAAGUUCAAAUUUGGGGAUAGAUAAUUUAGACAAAAUGUAGAAUUUCUGAAAUUCAAGGAAGACAGAAAAGCAUUGUUUUUACAAGUAUUGCCAUAUUAAGAUGAAUAUAGAAAUUAGAGGCAAAUUCAACUCAGUUGCACAAGAGACUCAGUUUCAUUGAGUCGGAUGGCAUGCCCUAUUACAAGAAUUUGGAAUGGAGAUAUGACAUCUAAGUGAUAUGUUGGUUCUAUUGUUUUAGAUAGCAUCCAGAGGGUAUGAGGAGGAGUUCAAGCCCAGAAUUUUCAUGAAAUUUGAUUUGGAGUACGACAAUUCAAGAGAAUGCGGAAAAAUUGAGUAAGUGUUUUUGGAGACUGAUUAUGCGAAUCUCAAAAACCUUUAACAGGAGAUAAGCUAUUUAGUGUCGCAAUUAGAAUCAGCUAGAUAACAAAAAAUAAAGAAGCUGGGUUAGAUGUUAUGA